GAGGAGGCUAAUGUCGCACCGCAGAUUGCGCGCAGGCGCUCCUGUCCCAUGCUGUGCAAGCGAUGAGCCCCUUGCCUGUUCGAUUCCCCAUACGUACCACACUGUCCGCUUCGCGACUUAUUCGCCGCUCUUGUUCCUCCCGGCUCCGCUAUACCGACCGUCCAUCGGAAUGGGUCUCUAAAGGGCGAUAAGGGUCAGCAUUCCUCUUUUUUCGCCCUCGUUCUCAACAACCUCACUUCGCGCUCUGUUCGAGAGUCAUGCUUCGGUACUUCAACCGAACCACUAGCAUUGAUUCGCGUUCGCGAGGCUAGGUCAUCGGUCGAUGACGCGUCGUUCCAGUGAUGCAGACCAGGAAGCAGAACAGUGUGGGAGGCUGUACCUUCCCCAGUAAGGCACAGCCGCACGGGCCCGCAAGACCACCUGCCAUCGCCAUUGUCAUUCAGGGAUGCCGGCUUAACAGACAUCUCGUCUUCCAUACACGUAGUAUUCUAUUGCGCCUUAUUCGCUAGCGCGUACCGCGCGUAGGCAACCUAAGCGGUGACGGUUGACCGUGAGACCCUUCAGGUGUUUAAAAAGGUCUCCGUUUUGCCGCUGGACCGCCCGUAGCGAGUCGGCGAGCGGAGCGAACAUACGAAGCAAUGUCUCCGUUUGCGGAUCGUGGUCCCUCGCAUUCUGCAGUGCUGGGCAGGCGACGCCGACAGCGGAUCGCGCACGCUAGCGCGUCCUGUCACAGAUUGAACAACCUUAGAUUAAACCACCCUAGCACUUCCUGCUUUCCAGCGAUGCAUCAUCAACAACCGACGGUACUAAGACCAGCCGCGACAGCGCUACUAGCGGUGCUGUUGCUUUCAGCCGCAGGCUUCUCUCGCGGGGAUGUAACCGACGUCUUUAAACCCUUCUGCGGGCCCGAGUCGUACAAGGACCCUCCUCCUAAAGGUUGGAAGCGGUGGAGCGACCCGAGGGCGUGGCCCAAUAGCAGAGUGCCGGGUGUGGGCAACAACCGAGGCGCCAACGCGACGAUACCGUGCGGCGUGGGUAUUCUCUUAGACGUCAGCAUCACCGUCUACGUUCUAAAGGUCAACGGCUGGCUCAAGGUGGAGGCGGCGGGGCCGCUGCAGGUGCUGACGGCGUUCGUGUUGAAUCAGGGCCGAGUCACCGUCGGCACGGCGGACGCGCCGUACCGCGGCAAGCUCACCGUCAACCUAACCGGCGCCGCCAACGAGCUCACCAUCACGCGGCCCCCCGCCGCGCCGUACCAGCCGCGCUCCGUGGGCGUGCGCGUCUUCGCCACCGUGGGCGGGCGCCUCGAGCUCAACGGCAUGUACGGCAACGCGCCCGCCUGGACCACGCUCGCCGCCACGGCCAACAAGGGCGCGCGGGCAAUCAGGGUUAAGGGGGACGUGAGCGCGUGGCCUGUUGGCGGGGUUAUCGCGAUCGCGUCGACGGAUUUCGACCGUUACCAGGCGGAGAAUUUCACAAUCACGUCGGUAGCGAGAGGCGCGCGCAACACGACGGUGCUGGGGCUGGGCGGCGCGCUGGCGUGGAUGCACUGGGGGGAGGCGGUGGCGGCGGGCGCGGCGGGGCUGGCGGUGGACGAGGCGGCGGAGGUGGCGCUGCUGUCGCGCGCGAUCGUGAUUCAGGGUCACCAGAACCCCGACGACCCGCUCAUCGGCGGCCACUUGAUCGUCAUGCAGACCGCCGAGCGCCAGCUGAUCAAAGGGGUCGAGCUCGUCAACAUGGGCCAGCAGGGGAACCUUGGCCGCUACCCCAUGCACUUCCACCUGUGCCAGAACGUUAGAGGGUCGGUCGUCAGCAGCUGCAGCGUGCACGACAGCAAUCAACGGUGCUACGUGGUGCACGGCACGUGGAAUCUACGGCUGGAGUGGAACCUGGGGAUCAACACCAAGGGCCACUGCUUCCUGCUCGAAGACGGCGUCGAAACCGGCAACGUAUUCUACAAAAACCUAGGGUUUCUCCAGGAACCCCCGCAGCGCAUGCUGACGCCGCUCGACGCGAAACCAGCUAUUCAAAGCGAUAAUUCGCCGUCCACGUUCUGGAUCACCAACCCCGCGAACACGUUCAUCGGGAAUGUCGCGGCGGGGUCGUCGGACUCGGGGUUCUGGUUCCAGCUCGAGGCGGACGUGAAGGGCCCGUCCGCGCUGUACGCGCGCGCGGCCGCCAUGGCGCCGAAGCUGACGCCCCUGGGCUUGUUCGUCGGCAACGCGGCGCACUCCAACGGCCGCGCGGGGCUGCGCACGUACCCGUCGGGGUACCGUCCGCGGGUCAACGGGGGGGUGUCGACUCAGCAGGAGUACUCGGGGAUAAACGCGCCUGCAGCCAACAUCACAUUCAAGGGCUUCCGGGCGUACAAGAACCAGUUCAUAGGCAUGUUCAUCCACGAGACGGACUCGCUGACCAUCACGGAGGCGCAGGUGGCGGACAACGCCAUUGUGGGCAUCGAGCUCAACCGCGACCAGGCCAUCACCAUCUCCAACUCGGUCAUUCUGGGCGAGACUGACAACACGGGCAACCCCUUGGGGUGCGACAACACGCACACAGAGUACACGGCGUGCAAAUCCCGCGUGGAAAAGACCGGCUCGUGCGACCUGCCCAUGUCCUCGUCCCCCGACGUGGCGCGCUCCAACUCGCCCACGGUGUCGCGCUACUGGACGCAGUUCGGCAUCCUCAUCGACCAGGACGAGUACCCGGGCCACGGCCGCAAGGGCAUGCCGCACAAGAUCGUCAACUGCACCUUCGGCAAAUUUUAUAACAAAUGCCGGACGUCGGCCGCGGUGACUGCGAACGGGCACGGGACCGACAUGUGGACCACGGCGCAUAGCAGUGCAGGGAUCAGGAUGGUGGACCGCUCGCCGUUUCUGUGGAUGGUGCCCCGGCAGUUGGGGCAGCUGGGGUUUGAGACAGGAGGUGGGGAUGCCGGCCCGCUGACCAGGUUUCUGACGUGGAAGGAUGAGGAUGGGACGGUGCUGGGCGGCAGGGGCGGGUAUGCUGUGGCGAACACCACCGGAUUGGAGCCGUCGUCCACUGCUGGCUGCUCUCCGCGCCCACAGUGGAACGGCAUGGCGUGCCCCAGCUCCUGCUACCGCAGCGUGGGCAUCAUGGGCGCGCCCUUCCUCCUCACGCGUAUAGCAGACGGCGCUGUGAUCAACCCUGACGGCGCGCGCUACGUGAACCUGCCCGCCAACACCUCGUACCUCGUCACCUUCACCGCGCUCCCCUCGGGGCCCGUGUCCCUGGCGUACACGGACCAGGGCCUCAGCUGCUCGUCCAGUGUGGUGCUACAGCUCGCGCCACCUGCGCCCCGGAUGUUGUGGCAGGUGGCGUCGGCACCGAACCUGUUCUGGCAGGCGUGUGGCGGCGUGCAGGCGUCGUUCCGCAACAUGACGCAGCUGGCGUACAAGUGCGAUGCGCAGCGCAGCGUGAACCUGCAGGUCACCCUGGGCUCCUCCUCCUCCGUCGUUGUCUCGCUCUCCGCUGUCCGUGGCUCCAUCUCCUGCACGCUCACGCAAUGCGGUGUGUUCUCCUCAUCGGCCGUGUGGCGCUUCUCCGACAUCGGUACGCGCCCCGCCUCCUUCCUCUCGCUCAAGCCGCUCGCCGCCUCCGACGCCUCCUGGAAGCGCGGCGUGGGACCCUUUGGCCGCGGUGGGCAGGGCGAACUCACCACGCUCGCCAGCCCGCAAGCUUCGUGCCUGGCGUUCUACUUCCGCCGGCAGUUCAAGCUGAAGGGCACGUCGCUGCUGUGCUACCAGCGCCUGCUGCUGGGCGUCGUGGCCAGCGACGGCUUCGUGGUGUACGUCAACGGCAACGAGGUGCUGCGCUCCAACAUGCCACAGGGCCGCAUCCUGCCCACCACUCCUGCGUCAAUGGACGCGAGUCCCAACGCCCCCUGGUCCACCUUCUCCGUCUCCCUCGCCGCCUUCCCCUCGCUGCUGCGCACGGGAGCCAACCAAGUAGCAGUGGAGCUGCACACAUCUAGCCCGUACUCGUGGGAGGCACGCUUCGACAUGUGGAUGGCGCUCGCCAGCAACACGUGCGCGCCCUGGCGGAUAUUCAACCCGCAGUCCGUGAUCCCCACACCGCAGGCCACGCCCCUCGCUGCGGCCAGAGCGGCGCGCGUCGCGUCGACCAUGGCGUCGACCAUGAGGCAUGCGGGCGGGGGACUAGGGGAGGGUGGGGAUGGGGACUAUGGGGAUGAGGCUGACCUUUGAUGCGGCACCAUGGCGUCAUCGACCAUGGUGCUACAUGGGAUGGGACUUCCAACACGAGUCGCCUCGAGUUGCGGCGUCGCGUCUAACUCUUGUAUCUAACUCCGCUCCUGACUUGGAUUUCCAAGCAGCACAGCCUCCUGCUCCUCCCUCCCACCUAUCAACAACCGUGUUUCUUCUCGAGCGCCACAACGGACAGCACCCUCGCUCGACUAACUGCUGCUAACUUCAAGACCCAUCUGCUACCUGUAACCUAGUAUUGUCGCUGCAGCCUUUUCAGCUGCUGCUCAUAGCGCCGAAGCAGGAACCUGGCUUUUCAGCCUGGCAGCUAGGCAACGUGGCUGAAGGUCCUACACAUGGGGGUAUGGUUCGCUGCAAACCCAAAGGUCCUCUCAUUCACUCUGCGCCUUGGGUGUCUGGCUGGCUGCCUGUGUAUCCAUUCAACCAAGGUACCAGUUUUGAUUUGAGGCAUACAUUUAUAAAUGCCUAACUAAUGUGCCCUUGUGUGGCUUAUGACAUCCCAUAUAAAUUCUCAUAGUGGGUUGUCUUUUUACGUGCAUACUCGGCCAUUGCAGUCAGUUACCCGCCGAGCUCGGAAGAGUCGGCAUCCCUCAAUAGAAUUACACAUCGUGUGGUCGGAAGAACAGUUUUUUGUGUCAACUUAUACAUUUGCUGUAUGUAGAAGUUAUAGGCUAGCCUA
Molecule: messenger RNA, 4923 nt
Organism: Closterium sp. NIES-67
Lineage: Eukaryota; Viridiplantae; Streptophyta; Zygnematophyceae; Desmidiales; Closteriaceae
Source: the annotation of a GenBank genome assembly